GGACGAGCGAGUGAAAGGGCCGGCAUUAAAUAGAAUGCGGCGAAAGGCGGAAAAAAUCGUGUAAUUAGAGCCAUAAAUGCACUUGAAGUCCACCCAGGUCCACACCCAUUUAACUCACAAGCCCGUGCACAAAGGAAGCAUAUUAAAUGAAAGUAGUGCCAAAUCCUCCGACUCAACAAUUAGUGAAAAAUCAAAAAAAAAAUGAUAUACAGUUCAACAUAGUUUACUCGAACGUCUGCUAAGUUAUAUAUAUAAUAAAAUUAUAUAAUAUAUAUAUAAUUAUAUGUUUUAUGUAACUACUCAGGUUCGAAGAAGCUUGACUGUAUUUUUGACAUGACAUUAACUGCCACGCCCACUCAGUAGAAAGUAUAAGAACCCAACGACAGUACAGUUCGCCAGUGAAAGAUGAGCGACAAGGUGGAAGGAAGAAAACAGGAGGAAAAUCAGCAGGAAAAGGACCAAUCCUUGCGGGUGCAAAUCCUCGUUUAUCGCUGCAUGGGCAUCGAUUUGUGGAGUCCCACGAUGGCGAACGACCGUCCGUGGCUGACGUUCGUCACAAUGGGACCGCUUUUCCUGUUCAUGGUGCCCAUGUUCCUGGCCGCCCACGAGUACAUCACCCAGGUGAGCCUGCUCUCCGACACCCUGGGCUCCACCUUCGCCAGCAUGCUCACCCUGGUCAAGUUCCUGCUCUUCUGCUAUCACCGCUCGGAGCUCGUUGGCCAGAUCUACCACAUCAGAACCAUCUUGGCUAAGGAAAUCAGCGUGUGGCCGGAUGCGCGGGAAAUCAUUGAAGUGGAGAAUCAAAGCGACCAAUUGCUCAGCCUUACGUACACCCGCUGUUUUGGCCUGGCGGGAAUCUUUGCGGCAUUGAAGCCCUUUGUGGGCAUAAUACUCUCCUCGAUUCGCGGCGACGAGAUUCAUUUGGAGCUGCCCCACAAUGGAGUUUAUCCGUACGAUCUGCAGGUGGUCAUGUGGUAUGUGCCCACCUAUCUGUGGAAUGUGAUGGCCAGCUAUAGUGCAGUUACCAUGGCGCUUUGCGUAGACUCGCUGCUCUUCUUUUUCACCUACAACGUGUGCGCCAUUUUCAAGAUUGCCAAGCACCGGAUGAUCCACCUGCCGGCGGUGGGCGGCAAGGAGGAGCUGGAGGGUCUGGUCCAGGUACUAUUGCUGCACCAGAUGGGCCUCCAGAUCGCCGAUGACAUUGCGAACAAGUACCGCCCGCUGAUCUUUCUGCAGUUCUUUCUCUCCGCCCUGCAGAUCUGCUUCAUUGGCUUUCAGGUGGCCGAUCUGUUUCCCAAUCCGCAGAGCCUGUACUUCAUCGCCUUUGUGGGCUCCCUGCUCAUUGCGCUGUUCAUCUACUCGAAGUGCGGUGAGAAUAUCAAGAGUGCCAGCCUGGAUUUCGGCAACGGGCUGUACGAGAGCAACUGGACCGACUUCUCGCCACCCACCAAGCGAGCGCUCCUCAUCGCCGCCAUGCGCGCCCAACGACCUUGCCAGAUGAAGGGCUACUUUUUCGAGGCCAGCAUGGCCACCUUCUCGGCGAUUGUGCGCUCUGCCGUGUCCUACAUCAUGAUGUUGCGCUCCUUUAAUGCCUAAGAAGGACAUCAAAAUGUGUGUGUGCCAGGUGACGUGGCAGUUUUGUUUACAAGAUGCCAGCUUCAGCAACAAUAUAAUAAUAACUAAACACAUUUAUUACAUGCUUGCACAUGGAUUUCAAUUUCAAUAAUUAUACAAAAAUGUUGUUAAGUGCAUUAGAGGUACACUCAGCGCACAGAUAAAUCUGAA
This is a messenger RNA of Drosophila yakuba, 1785 nucleotides long. It is a transcript of the gene Or9a, whose product is annotated as odorant receptor 9a. The transcript has 5 exons. Gene Ontology annotation, molecular function: odorant binding; olfactory receptor activity. Gene Ontology annotation, cellular component: plasma membrane. Lineage: Eukaryota; Metazoa; Arthropoda; Insecta; Diptera; Drosophilidae. Gene Ontology annotation, biological process: detection of chemical stimulus involved in sensory perception of smell; sensory perception of smell. The record is from RefSeq and is a predicted model, not a curated record. The coding region runs from base 406 to 1596 and encodes 396 amino acids.